CACUGUCCGGAGUAGUGAGAAGUGAAUCGGCGGGUUCAAGCUUUCGAGUCAAACAAGAUGGGCCCUUCGUCGGGAAUAUUUUCGGGGCUUCAGCUGUCUUUCCUACGGCCGUUCCUCUCUCAACCGCAUUCCCUGCCCUCCUCCGCACGAUGCUUUUCCACAUCCAAACCGGCUUCGGACUGGCUGGUCCCCAAGAUGUCCGAAAAGAGUAAAUCACGCAAGGGCCGUCCACGCAUGGCGACUGGAGGGUCGACUCGCGGCACCACAGUAGUCUGGGGAGAUUACGGUCUUCGCAUGCGUGAUCAUGAUCGCAGGAUAUCUGCCGCUCAAUUGAAAAUUGGAAUGGAAACGAUAAACCGCCGGCUAAGAGGUAUGGACUUCAAGCUGUACACCAGAGUCAGCGCAAAUAUUGGUGUCUAUACCAGCGGGAAUGAACAACGUAUGGGUAAGGGAAAGGGUAAAUUUGACUAUUGGGCCGCAAGGGUACCGGUCAGCCGCAUUAUCUUUGAAUUGAAGGGAAACCUACACGAAAAAGUAGCAAGAGAGGCAUUCAGAUUGGCUGCGCAUAAACUACCUGGACUUUAUGAAUUUGUUAAGAAGGGCGAACCGCCGGUUGUCGGCAUUACAAAAUUGAGUAACGGAGUCACAUUAGAAUCUUUAAAGAGAGCUCGAAGAGAGAUCACGUCUCGGGUUGUCUCAGAACAACCGUCCCCACCCACACAAAAUGCUGCUCCUUAGCUUUCCUUUCUCGAUGGACACGAUACGGCGUUGGUUAAGUGUAUUAUAAAUAUGUUCCUAUAGAAUGCCCAGUGUACAAUUAUACCUUUUGAUGCUGUGC
Molecule: messenger RNA, 838 nt
Organism: Coccidioides posadasii C735 delta SOWgp
Lineage: Eukaryota; Fungi; Ascomycota; Eurotiomycetes; Onygenales; Onygenaceae
Gene: MRPL16
Product: mitochondrial 54S ribosomal protein uL16m
Biological process (GO): mitochondrial translation
Cellular component (GO): mitochondrial large ribosomal subunit; ribosome
Molecular function (GO): structural constituent of ribosome; rRNA binding
Source: RefSeq, a predicted model, not a curated record